AUGACAAUAGUUAGCCGGAGAUUACCACGUUUGUUGGCGCAAGCGUAUUGUGCUAAAUCGGACGUUUUAGCUCCAAAAGAUGUGACACCAGAAAAUGCUAUUUACGAUAAAGUCACACAUACUGGCCAGGCAUGGGAUCAAGCGGAUCAUCGAAAUGUAAGAUUUACCAUAAUGCCGAAACAAGUAAAUCCAAAUAUUGCACAAAAAUUGAUCGCUGAAGUUCCACCAAUUGAAACAGACCAACGUAUCGUUUACUGUGAUGGUGGUCAUUUUGCAUUAGGCCAUCCACGUGUAUAUAUUAAAUUGGAUAAACCUGGUAAUCAUGCUUGCGGUUAUUGUGGACAACGUUUCGUCAACACCCAUUUCACCCAGGGCGAUGAUCACAAUAUCAAUCAUCUGGUAACAUAG
Messenger RNA from Acanthocheilonema viteae, 408 nucleotides. The record is from the annotation of a GenBank genome assembly. NCBI's taxonomy places the organism in Eukaryota, Metazoa, Nematoda, Chromadorea, Rhabditida, Onchocercidae.